Molecule: messenger RNA, 1309 nt
Organism: Hydra vulgaris (swiftwater hydra)
Lineage: Eukaryota; Metazoa; Cnidaria; Hydrozoa; Anthoathecata; Hydridae
Product: carbonic anhydrase 1
Molecular function (GO): zinc ion binding; carbonate dehydratase activity
Source: RefSeq, a predicted model, not a curated record
CAAACAACAAAUGAAUAAGCAAGUUUUCUUUAUUCUUAUUGGAGCAGGGUUAUUUAUAACCAAUAAAGCCACAGCAGAUGUUAUGAAUGUGGUAAGAGACUCACCCUAUCGUUGCCAUUCCGAAGAAAAACAUUGUAUUAAAAUUAUCAACGAAAGGAGAGAAUGGUGUUUUACAAACGAUAAUGGAUUUAAUUUUAAACUUCCUUGUAACUAUGACAUAGAUUGCAUUAACACGGUCGAUUGCAUAACCUUAUCAAAUAAUUCAGCGGAUAACAACCGUCCUUUUGGUUCUCCACCAAUUAAAACAUUUGCAUCAUCUAUUUCACAUUAUUCGUACGACGACAAUUCAAAAGUUGGGCCACAAAAUUGGCAUAAAAUUUACAGAAGUUGCCAAAGUUCUUCUGAUAAAUUUCAAUCGCCAAUAAAUAUUAAAACUAAGGGGACAACAAGAAUGCAAGAAUGGAAACCGGUCAUUAUAUCCUUUCCAUCCCCUUCAACACCAUUUAAAGAUGCUGUUCUUGAAAACAAUGGCAAUGUUCUAAAGCUAUUAAAUAUUGAUCCACCACUUACAUUAGAAGCAGCAGGACUUGUAAACAGAUUUGUAUUACAUGAAGUUCAUUUCCACUUUGGAUGCGAGUCAGAUAGAGGUUCAGAACAUCAUAUUAAUGGCAAAAAAUAUCCAUUAGAAGUACAAUUUGUGUUCUGGGACAAUGUGGAUUUUAGAUCUUAUGAACAUGCUAAAAAUAGAAAACGGCCAACAAAUAAGUCAGCAUUUGAAGAUCCAUUUCGAAAUGGUCUUGCUAUUGUUGCAGUUUUAUUUGAUGAAGAUGAUUUAAUCCAAACAUCUGAAAAUUUUAAAAUCUUCAAUAAAGCGAUAAAUGAAAUUGGUUCCAAACCUAAAGGAAAAUAUGCCAUAACAUCCAAUUUAGCUGAAAUCUUACAAACCUUCUUACCUGAUGAUAUUAAAGAAGGUCAUAAUUAUUUUUUUAAAUACCGUGGCUCAUUAACAGCACCACCGUGUUUGGAGACCGUAGAUUGGUUUGUAUUGCCAAACUGCUGUAAACUUAAAGUUCCAACUGAAUUUUUAGUCACCUUACGGCAACUUCGCUCGAAUUUAAAUAACGCAAACAUGGAGCUUUGUGAUAACUUUAGACCAAUCCAGGAACGAACUAAUGAGGAAGUUUUUUGGUAAAAUUAUAUUAUGAAAGUUAUAAUGUAAAUAAAGGUACUUACAGUAAACUUAGAGUUGUAAAAUUUUGUUAAAAUUUUGUAACUGCAUAUGUUCAGUAAUAAAUUACUGUGUUCUGCA